AACAGUCAAAGUGCAUCUUUAGUUUCAUCUGCUUCCUCUGCUUCCCCUGCUUCCUCUGCCACCCCUCAGAUCUCUGCGAACGAACCUUCACUCCUCCUCGUCUACUCUCUUGACCUUUCACCUCUUUCCGGUCUCACCUCUAUCAGUCUUUCAACAAGCUACCCUUCUCCAUAGAUCAUGCACGACAACAGUUUUGCUAGAGUGUUUCCCAGGCGCAAGAGAGGAGAGCCGGGAUGUUACAGCAAGGGAAGAGACGGCAUCCGCUUGGGCUACGAAGACAUCACUGGACUCUUUCACAUGCGCCAGACUGAAGCGGCCAAGUACCUUGGCAUCUCCCUUACAACCAUGAAGAGCGUUUGUCGCCGCGUUGGAAUCACAAGAUGGCCUUAUUCAAGGCAAAGGGACAGGGCGGGCUCUCCUUGCAGCACAGACUCGGCAUCAUCUGAUGAGGCACAUCAUGCACACGAGGCUCCAUCGCACGACUGUUCCUUCCCUAGCGUACAGCAUGUGAGUAGCAAGGACGAAUCAUCACAUCAGAUGGCCCUGCACUGCCAGAAGAUCGAGACAGGGUCAGAGUACCUUCGCCUCCUGAUGGCGGCAGCAGCUCAUGACGGCGACUUCAUUCCCAAGGUGGAGGAGAAGCAAGCGCUGCAGGGAAGCAUGGUUUCUCGCGUGGUGCUGGACGACUCGGUGCACAUGUCUGCUUUCGAUGAGACCAACACUUCUCUCUUCGACGAGGCACUGCAGCAUGUGCAGAGCACGUUUACCGGACGCUUUGCCUGCUACUGAUUGAAAUGACUGUAAUCAUACUCACAUGUAAAGAAUAAAUCUGAAUGAACAUC
Molecule: messenger RNA, 842 nt
Organism: Guillardia theta CCMP2712
Lineage: Eukaryota; Cryptophyceae; Pyrenomonadales; Geminigeraceae
Exons: 1
Coding region: 178-789 (203 amino acids)
Molecular function (GO): DNA-binding transcription factor activity
Source: RefSeq, a predicted model, not a curated record